GACCUUAGAAAAACAAGUUUGCGCAAAGUGGAGCGAGGGGCCCGGGCUCUGGGCAGCCCCGGCGGCUCUUCCACCGUCUCGCAGCCCUCGCCGGCCCGGCGGCGCAGCCGCGGCCCAUGGAGCCCGCCCGCCCGGCCCCGGGCCGCCUCAGGCCGCUGCUCUGCCUGCUGCUCGCUGCGUCCAGCGCCUGGUCAGGUGUGGCAGGUGAGAAUGAGCUGCAGGUGAUUCAGCCUGAGAGGUCAGUUUCAGUUGCAGCAGGAGAGACGGCCACUCUGCACUGCGACGUGACCUCCCUGCUCCCUGUGGGGCCCCUCAAGUGGUUCAGGGGCACAGGGCCAGGCCGGAAGUUAAUCUACAGUCUCAGAGGAGGCCCCUUCCCUCGAGUAACAACUGUUGGAGAUACUACAAGGAGAAACAACACAGACUUUUCCAUCCGCAUCAGUAACAUCACGCCAGCAGACACCGGUAUGUACUACUGUGUGAAGUUCAAGAAAGCAAGCCCUGACGUGGAGGUUAAGUCUGGACCAGGCACUCAUCUCACUGUGAGUGCCAAGGGCUCCACGUCUUCUACAAGGUUGCAUGAGCCCGAGAAGAACACUAGAGAAACAACCCAGAUCCAGGACAACAACGACAUCACAUAUGCAGACCUGAACCUGCCCAAGGGGAAGAAGUCCACCCCCAAGGCCGACGAACCCAACAACCACACGGAGUAUGCCAGCAUUCAGGCCCGCCCACCACCUGUGUCCGAGGACACCCUCACCUACGCCGACCUGGACAUGGUCCACCUCAGCCGGAACCCCAAGCAGCCAGCUCCCAAGCCUGAGCCAUCCUACUCAGAGUAUGCCAGUGUCCAGGUCCAGAGGAAGUGAACAGGGCCGUGGUCAUCUCUAGGGUCUGUCCCCAUGAGCCUUCCUGUCCCAUUGCGGGCAGCCUUGAUGAGGACAGCAAGCCCAGGCCCUGGAGGGCCAGGGUGGGACAGGACCCAACAGUGAGGGUAGCUCUUGUCUCCCCAGCCCAGCUGGCUCUCCAGCAUUUCCACGGGAGCCAUGGCCCCUCUAUGUGGCCACACAUGGAGGCUAGUGUUGCCAGACUAGGCAGGGAACCGACCUGGGAACUGGCCAGAGCCAUCAGGGGUGCAAGAACUCUCACGCCUCUGUCCAUCAACUGUGGGUCUUUGUCAUGGUCUUGGAGACCACUGACUGCCUCCUUGACACUCUGCAGCCCGAUCUUCCAGAGUGAGGAGGGAGAAAACCCACCUCCUCCUCCCAGCACCACCCGCCUGGGCUUUGGGGAACGUUUUCCCUUUAGAUCGAACUGCCCAUCCACGGAGAAGCUGGGCGCGCAUCCCGAGACUUGGUGCCGUGGCUGCCAGCAGUCCUGGUCUCCCCUCCCUGCCCUGACCAGCCACAAGCCCUGGGGAGGAGAGGACCGUCUGAGGAAGUCCUCCGCCACCAAGGACUGAGACAACGCCCCUCACGGCCCUCGAGACCUGGAGGGCCUCCGACGGUGAAACUCCACGUGGCCCCACCUCUCCCUUCCAUACCUGAGCUCGCUUCCUUCAGCAAGCACUAACUCACAACCUCUUGCUGUGGACGCCUGUAAAUUAUUGAGAAAUGUGAAAUGUGCAAUCUUGAAACUGAGGUGUUAGAAAAUUUGAUCUGUGGUGUUUUGUUCUGUAUUUUUCUUAAAACAACAGCAGUGUUAUCCUGGCUCUUUGUCAUGUGUUGAAGUGUGUGGUUGGGUCUUGUGCAGUCUAAGGUUGAACGGUCGGUUGUCCUGGAGGGAUUCUCUUACAGCGGAAACUUGAGUUCCUCCCAGUCCCAGCGGCUUGAGGGUGGGGCAGAAGGUUCCAGGUGGGCUGCUCCAUGGAGACACUUAGCCCUCUCUCCACGAGGCUGGUACUUCUGCCUUCCGAGCCCCCAGUGUGCUAAGUCUGAACCUGCCCUUGCUUCUCCAGGCUGCCUCCUUCUCCGUGUGGCCAAGACCCAACGCCUCAGUCUGCUCACCUGUGAAGAGGGGAGAGGAAAGAUGCCAUCCCUCCCCUCCAUCGCUCACAAGCACUUUAGGGCCAUGCGGGGUAGGAAGCUGUGCCUGGAUGUUUUCCCCAUUCCAGCUCUCUGAGCUCAUCUCUGAAGGUGGAAUCUUCCAUUUCUGCUCCCAAACCCUGUCGAGAUCAAACUGGAAUAAAUCAAAGACAGCCAGGAGGACUGGGCAGCUGUGAAGCCAGGAAUGACCCACCUUCUGUCACUCUGUCUCAAGAGGUUGGGCAGAGGCCGUGACCCUGUUAUCCUCGGACCCCGCACCCCUCCAAUUCAGUGUGGGGGCCUGGCUGGACCCAGUGCAAGCAGGUGUUGCAAGCCCUGUUUAUUCGGUCUUCACGUGUAACUGAUCAGCUCUCAGAGCUGAGAUGCGAAUCUUCACUGCCCCCUGGGUCCAGCCAUUUGAUGCCCGAGGGAUUCCUGGCUCAGGCUGUCAGAGGCAGAAGCUGAGCCAUCCUGCCCAUCAGCAGGUCCUCCAGGUGGAACUCGGGGAGCCGAGUGCAGACCCAGCUCUCUGGGGGAUAGUGAUCUGUUUUACAUGAUGGCAUGCAGGAACUGGCUGAGCCAACAGGCCAUGUGGGCAGCCCUGGCCCCACAAGCCAGAGUUUCUCUGUGGCAUCUAGGAGCACAGUGGCCCAGCCACCUGGCUCAAGCUAUUUCCAGAUUCCAAAAGCUUGGCUUGUAAACCUUGAUCUCCCUCUCUUCUGCCCAGAGAGAGCACACGCAUGUGAGCACACACACACACACACAGAAUUUUUAAAAAAUGUUUUCUUGGUGCCAUUUUAAUUUUAUUUUAUUUUGAAUUUUGGAAGGGGAGUAAGGAAUGAGGCCAAGAAAGUCACGUAGUUUAGCUUCAGCCCGGAAGCCUGGAGAUUCCCAUACCUUGUAAACCGAACCCCAGGAAAAGGAAGCAGUCGAAACAACAGUAUGGAAGGAGCAUGGUUUCUGGAGUUUAUUUUCAAACUGCGGGGAAGGAAACAGGCCCUAUUUUGUAUAUAGUUGCAACUUAAACUUUUUGGCUUGCAAAAUAUUUUUGUAAUAAAGAUUUCUGGGUAACAAC
Molecule: messenger RNA, 3099 nt
Organism: Lipotes vexillifer (Yangtze River dolphin)
Lineage: Eukaryota; Metazoa; Chordata; Mammalia; Artiodactyla; Lipotidae
Product: tyrosine-protein phosphatase non-receptor type substrate 1
Exons: 6
Coding region: 117-869 (250 amino acids)
Source: RefSeq, a predicted model, not a curated record